CAUAGUUUCGCCCCCUGUCUAUCCGCUGCCCCUAUUGAUGGAUGCCUAAUGCUCCAUGGAGCCGUGACGCCAUCCUCCGCCAUCCCCUGCCCUCUCGUGCCCGCCAUCUCGCCGCUGGGCCACCCCAUCCCCCGCUCUCCGCUCUAAAGGCUCAGCCGCUCUCUGCAGCCUACCUGCCAUGAACGCCCUCCUGCUGCUGCUGUUGCUCCUCUGGCGCAUCCGCUCCGAGCUGGCCGUCUUGGCCACAAUGGCUGCGUUCGUGAUCUAUGUGCGGACCCAACGGCGCCGCCGGAUGGCCAGGGGUAGUGCAAAGGACACUGUGAAGUCUGCCGAGACCACCCCCACCAGUUCCCUCAGCCCCCCACGGAACGCCGGGAGUCCACAGUCGAGCACGCCCCGAGAUAACGUAAGUCAAAAGGGGGAGGGGCACCCUCUGUGUGGUGUGGAUGGUUCCGAUGGUUUGUGUGGUUUGUGUGGUUGCAGACCAUUCCUCGUGAUCCGCCGUCUUUGUCGACGCGCCAGCCGUCCACGCCGAGUCGUUCGGUGUACGGCGAGGUGGCGGACAUUGAGAUCAACUCACAACACCGGCUGGCUGACCUGCUCGAUCAGCCCCGGCGACUCGCACUCGUGCUGCUCCGUAAGCAGAAAACGGCCAGCCGCCUCCCUCGUCGGUCGCAUCUGCAUGCACCCACCCCGUUGUGCUGUCUGGUUUGUGCGUCGUCAGGUUUGUGUGCCGAGCGUCACCUGCUGGCCCUCGAUAUCUACGAUGAGCUGGUACGUGUGGGCUAUCCCUUCGUCAUGCCCUCAACCACACCCUCAGCCACCCCAACUCCCACCCUCAGCAGCAGCACCAGCGAGAGCACCGACGUGACGGCCGUCACCCCUCAGCCCCAGCCCCAGCCCCACCCGCCCAACACGGCCAAGAACUGCGAGGGGUGGGGCUGGGAGGAGGUGUUCACAAGCAUCGUGCAGCUGUGCAUCCACACCAGCCAGUUCGCCAAGGCGGCUGGGGUGCUGGAGCGGUUCCGGGCUGACCCGUCGCUGCGUCCCACGCUGCACUUCUACGCGUCCAUCAUGAACGCAUAUGCGGCCAAACAGAGAUAUGAACAGGUGACAUGACAAGUGGGGGAGGGGGAGAGGUGCAGAGACGUGUGUGGGGGGGGAUUUCUUCUGUGUGUGUGUGUGUAUGUGUGGGUUGUCAGGCUGUCGGUUUGUAUGAGUUUGUGUUGGCGGAUGGGCUGCAGCCCGACACCGUCAUGUUGUCGUGCCUAAUCAACCUCGCUGGUACACAGACAGACAUGCUCACCUACACACAUCCACACAUCUUCUUACCCACACAUCCCACCCUCCUUGCCAUAUUACACGUGUGUGUGUGUGUGUGUGUGUGCAGCCGAUUUGAGUUGGAACGAGAAGGCCAUCUUCUUCUUCGAACGACUAAAGGAAAUCGGGACGCCAUCCGUCAAGUAAAUGGCACCUGAAUGUGUCUCCCUGCCUCCUAAUCUUUCGUGUGGUGUGUGUGUGGUGUGCAGGGCGUACAUGACGUUGGUCCGCAUCUACGGCCGCAUAGGCGACUACCAGGCAGCCAUGGAUACCCUCAACGUACCACACACACAGACACACACACAUGUCGCCAUACUUGGACGUCUGCCAUGCGUCGUGUGCUGCUUUGCAAACUGCCCCCCUCCCCUCCCCUCAUCCACCCCACACACACGUACAGGCGAUGGUAGCAUCUGGCGUGGAGCCCGACACGCUGCUCAUCAACCAGGUGUUGCUGGGCUGUGUCAACGGCGGGCGAGUCGAUAUCGCAGAAGACAUCAUCCAAGGCACUCUCAUACACUCACGACGUACGCCAGACAGACAGGGAGGGAGGGAGGGAGGGAGACCGCACAGACAGAGACGCGAUGAGAUGUGGCUGGCCGUCCGCGCCUGUGUGUGUGUGUGCAGGCGAGUUGCUGGACAUUGUGUCGGUGAACACGUUGCUCAAGGGCUACACGCACGCAAACCUGUUUGAUAAGGCCAUGGAAGCGUUCAACGUACGUAUGAGGGUGGGGCCCCGAUGGAUGUGCGGACAGACGCGACCCCUUGCCCCUUUCGUGCUGUGCCUGUGCAGUGUUUGCUGGGCGGCGAGUUGCAGCUGGCCCCCAACGACAUAAGCUUCAACACACUGAUCGACGCGGCCAUUCGCACACAGGCAACCACUCACACACACAGAGAGAGAAUGCGCCAGCACACAAACCACCGAGAUACCACAGUUCCCUCUCCUGCCUUUCCCGCAGCGACAGGACAGUGCGUGGGAGUUGCUCUCGAUGAUGGAGGCCGCGGGCGUGCAGCCCGACUUCUGCACCGUCUCCACCCUCAUCAAGGGCAUCGUCAACCUCCCUCCCGUCCCCCUCCCAUCCGCCCACGCGCCAUUCGGCUUCCAGGGAUCCAUGAGACAGCACCCCGACACAGAGGCCGCGCUGCUGCACCGGCAGAGGCACAUCGACCGCGUGUUGCUGCUGCUGGCCAAGCUGUCGGCUCGCGAGCCGCCUGUGUCGUUCGUGGCGGACGGCAAACGCACGGCGGGCAAGUUCCGGGAGGUGAGGGAGAAUCCACUCCAUUGUGGGGGUGCCGAUUUGGGCGCGGGCAUCAUGCGUCUGCCUCGUGUUUGUGUGGUUGUCGUCCGUCUCUAGGCGGUGUUUGACAGUAUGUUAGACGCGUGUGUGGCCAUGCGGGACCUGGACACACUGCAGCGGGUAGCCAACAGACCAACAGGGGUGGGGGAGGAGACGGGCAAGGUACAUUGUAUCUGUGUUGUUCUGCAGACGUUCAAGUUGAUGAAGGCGAAUGGCGUGACGCCCUCUGCCGUCACAUACGGCACACUCAUCAAUGCCUUCGGACAGGUAAACACAACCCUGCCGCCCCCUACCCACACACACGUCGCCUCUCUCUCUCUGUGUGUGUGCGUGUGUGUGUAUCAGUGCGGUCAGUUGCCGGCGUGUUUCGAGUUGUGGGAUGAGAUGCAGCGCGACGGCCUCCAGCCGACCUCGGUGACCUACGGGUGCCUCAUCGACGCCUGCAUCAACCAGAACGACCUGCACACGGCACACCGCCUCUUCCAGGAGAUCCAGCAGCACCCGCCACCCCUGCACCAGCACCAGCAGCAGCAGCAGCAGCAGCAGACGGCGAGUGGUGGUGAGCAGGAGUGCGGGCGGCAGGGCAACACCAUGCUCUACACCACACUCAUCAAGGGAUUCGCCAAAAGCAGACAGGUCCACACACACACACUUCGAGAAAGAGAGCUCAUCUAUGCGUGUGUCACGUCUUGUGUCGUGACCUCUGUCUGUAUGUGUCUGUGUAUGCCAUCCAUCCAUUUAGACUGACCGUGCGAUGGAGGUGUAUGAGUCGAUGAAGAGGGAGGGGGUGCCGCGCAACUCGGUGACGUUCAACUCACUCCUCGACGCAUGCGCUCGGUAGGUACACAGGGGAGGGCCACACACAUCACAUCCGCAUACCAUGGCUGACAUCCAUCCAUCCACGGCUGCUGGUGUCUGUCUGGUCCUUUGGCCUUUCUGUGUGGCUGGCUGCAGGACUAACGACGGCCGGCUGAAUGACGUCCUGCAGGUAGCUGGACACCUAUCCCUCCCUCCAUCCAUCCAUCGAUGCUGAGGACCAUGGUGUGUCUCUCUCCUUGUUGCUCCACAGGACAUGGUGGCUUGUAAGAUCGAGCCCGACCUGAUCACCUACUCCAUCCUAAUCAAAGGCAACUGCGAAAACGGAAAGCUCGACCGGUACCUAACACAACACAACACACACACACACACGUGUUCCCGCUCGCCCUUACGUCUCUCCCUGUGUGUGUGUCUGUGUGUGAUGCCAUGCCAUCAAUCGGGUCCACAGUGCGGUUGAGUUGCUUUACAGUAUGAAGGCCAAGGGCUUCGUGCCCGACGAGAUUGUGUACAACUCGCUGCUCAAGGGCUGCUCACACGCGGGAGACGUGGCGCUCGCCGAGAAGCUGCUCGAGGACCUCGCCAGAGACGAAAUCAGACCCUCUAACGUCACAUUCUCAAUACUGGUGCGUGCGGACUCUGUGCUGUGUGGGGCGGGCAGGGCAGGGCAGGCGAGACACACAAAAAGGGUUGUGUGAUUUGUGAUAUGUGUGUGUGCAGGUGAAGAUGUAUGGCCGCCUGCGUCUCGUCGAGGAGGCCUUCCAGACCGUCCAGGAGGUGGGUACGCAAGAGUGGCACACAACACGCCCACCCCACAGCCUCUCUCCGUGGCCAAUCUCAUCUCAUCUCGUCUGGUGUGUAUGACCAUUGAGUGCCCAUCCAUCAGAUGAGGGAGGUGUAUCAGCUGCAGCCUGGUGUGUUCGUGUACACGACCCUCAUCCAGGCAUGCGUCAGAUCCACACACUUCAAGCGGGCCUUCGAGGUCUUCCAGGAGAUGCAGAUGACCGGCGUCGAACCUGAUGCAGUCACGUAAGCCACACACACACACACACACGCGCGUGUCUCAACUCGCAGGCAUACACCAGAGGUCCGUCUCUUGUGUGUGUCAGGUUGGGUGCUUUGUUGCUGGGGUGCGUCCAUGCCGGCCGUCUCGAAGUCGCUACUCAAAUCGUUCAAAUGUGCACAAAUCCCCCCCUCCCUCCCUUACACACACACCCAUCCAUUCAUCUCCUUUCUUUCUCAUGCGUAUGUAUGUAUGUCAGGGCGUACGGUCUCCGUUCCCACGUGGAGCUCCAGUCUGCCGGGUACGACCUCCCCCCUCUGCGUCUCAUCCCGCCCCCCCACAAGCCGGUGAUCCCCUGGCUGCCCCUGCAGCCCGAGGUCAUCAACAACAUCAUCGCCUCAUGCCAGCGCAACUGCAGACACGACCUGGCCGACGAGCUCGUCAAGGUCUGGCAGGAGCACGGCACACACACGGGGGACGACUGGCGCUGUGGGGCCAGGGGCGGCAGGGGUGGGGGCGGCAUAAAGCGCUACGGCGUACACAACCGCGUAUAACUAACGGGCAGGGGGGCAUAAUGACACCCCAAACACCACACCACACCCCAAGCAGCACAUGAAUGUGUGUGUAAGGAUCGAUCCUUCUUGGAGAGCGAGUGGUGCAUUGCAUGCAGGUAGGUAGCCUCUGCCGUGUUCGGAUGUCUCUGACUAAGGUAGAUAAGGUCGGAGGGGAGGGAGGGAGGGAGGGAGGGAGGGAGGGCGGGGCAACAAUCUCAACGGUCCAUUCUCUGUCGUCUGAUUUGCCAUGACGGGUGGGUGUGUUGUGAGCUGUGAGUGAGUGUGGGUAUGCAUAACGAGUGCAAGGCAAGGCAGUGCGUGUGUGUUGGUGCAUGAUCAUGAUGUAUGGCGGACACACACACACACACACAGAGUUUUGCUUUCUCUGCCCUUCCACCCAUCCACACACACCUGAUGGAGACUGCGUGUGCUGCAGUGCUGUGGUUUAUUGGCGUG
Molecule: messenger RNA, 5441 nt
Organism: Vitrella brassicaformis
Lineage: Eukaryota; Vitrellaceae
Source: the annotation of a GenBank genome assembly